Molecule: messenger RNA, 6213 nt
Organism: Dicentrarchus labrax (European seabass)
Lineage: Eukaryota; Metazoa; Chordata; Actinopteri; Moronidae
Gene: prkacba
Product: protein kinase, cAMP-dependent, catalytic, beta a
Exons: 10
Coding region: 1739-2872 (377 amino acids)
Biological process (GO): peptidyl-serine phosphorylation
Cellular component (GO): cAMP-dependent protein kinase complex; nucleus
Molecular function (GO): ATP binding; cAMP-dependent protein kinase activity
Source: RefSeq, a predicted model, not a curated record
AUGUUAGCUGUUGUAAUAGCUUGAGCUUGCGUAUCGCGAUGAAGCCAGUGGAGAGAAGAAGCCCUUUAGCAGUUGUUGUCCAGUGUUGGCAGAUAGUACAGGGGAUAUGGGCUGCAGAGAACAACCAUCUUUGGUAGGGCAAUUUACAAAAGGUGUGUUAGCUCCCUCGUAAUGAUGUGUGUUUGCUUAUCUCACUUGGUACCAGUGCCACAGAUGAUCCGGCUAGCUGAUUAUUGAAAGCGACAUAUGAGCAAAUGGCAGUGAGGUCCCUCUCUGUGUCCUGCUGAAGGUUUCCUUAUAGCAGUGAACGCAAAGGAACAUCCUUGACUCAACGAAAUCAAAGCUUUUUAUGUCAUUGUUUCACACUGUAACGUUUAACUGGAGUUAUCAAGUUAUCAAGGCACCAUGUUUAUUUUCCAAAGGGCUAAUAAUACGAGCUGCCUGGAGCCAGAUUAACAUCAGCAAACACUGGUUUCCACUGGAGCUGCAGUACAAGGCCUAGUCACUGCUAACAACAGGUAUCUGAUAACGACUCACAGACAAGCUGGCCAUAAGGCUGCUUGCUCCGGUUUAACCAGGCUAAUGAUUGUAAUAAAGAAGUGUGUCUGGGCUCCAACUGUGGCUUUGUUUUCCAAACAAGGGCUACAAAAUGGCUAGCAACUGUUUUCCAUCCAGCCUUUAACACUGAUGUGUCAAGUCAGCAUCCAUCAACAAGUUUACUGUAAAUCCAUCAGUGUUAUGUCUCAAUAGCUGUUUUUUCUUACAGUGACAUUAACCUGUUGUUUUGAUGCUGUAACACGGGGGAAAGGUAGCUCCCCUCCUGGUCAAAUUUGCACCUGUUGAAUUGACAUUAUUUUUGCAAUCCUAAGUGCUCCAUCAAUCACUUGAAAGCAGUAACCAGAGGGCACUCGGUUGUGUUUGGCAUGAGUUUGUGAGUAAUGAUCGAGGUAAUCCACUAAACUGUACCAUGCCUAGUAGUCUGUCUGGAGAGCACUGAUCUUGACCUGCUUUCUGACUGGCAGCAGUCCACACAGUCUUGCAGCCUUGUGCCUCAAGCCACCUGUAGUUCCGGCGAGGAGGGGCUAAGGGUUGGUACAAUAAUAAUGAGAUGCAAACAGCAAGCUUCAGACACACGCCGUUAACACGUUUUAUUUGUAAUUAAGAUUUCUGUUUGUAGGGAUUUAAAUAUCUAGACCCAAAACAAAUCCACAUCUAGUACACCAGCAGUUUUUUUUAAAGAAAGCAUGCAGCAUGAUCUCCAGUAAGGGUGACUUUAAGCAUAGAGGACAUCUCUAUAGAGAACUGCUUUGUUAAACUUUACCACCAGAGAGUGGUACAAGAUAACUUCUCUCUUAGUUAGUCAUUGGGUGUUACACACAGGCCUACUUCCUUAUCAGGACUCUGAAUGCACCACAGCUGUGCAGUGUUUCUACCAUAAUGUUAUGAGGCUGGCCCAUAUGUGUGCUUCGCUUAGUUCGCGUACUUUUGUCAAAACAGUGGCACCGUUAGGCAUGGGAGGCCAGUGUUUUCAAAUGACACCACAUAGUUUUUCUUUGUAGACAUGCAGCUGCCCAUUGCAACUUGAAGCAGAAGACUUGAACAGGAAGCUUAACUUGUGUGGUUAGCCAAGCAUUGUAGUGCAUACAGGAAGCUAGUAUCACUCAUUGGUGUUCGGUCUGAAGACGGUUACUUUGCCUGGGAGCCUGUACACUCACACAUCAAGAUAGUUGGUCUCAAAAUGUCCCAGGGAUCCUUAGCCAGCCGUAUUUUCAACAAAUGUCGGAAGAGUAGCCAAGAGCACAGAGCGCAAGAGUGUGAGGUACCACGAAUCUCGGAGUUUACCAUCAUGUGGGAUAAGUUGAUGAAAGAGUUCUUAGCUAAAGCCAAAGAAGAUUUUUUAAGAAAAUGGGAGUGUCCACCGCAGAGCACAACGGGCCUGGAUGACUUCGAUAGGUUCAAGACUCUGGGCACGGGCUCAUUCGGGCGAGUUAUGCUUGUCAAACAUAAAGAAACAAACCAGUUCUACGCCAUGAAGAUCUUGGACAAACAAAAAGUGGUCAAGUUGAAGCAGAUAGAACACACACUAAACGAAAAGAGAAUACUACAGGCCGUCUCCUUCCCCUUCCUCGUCAGAUUGGAGUAUUCGUUCAAGGACAACUCAAACCUCUACAUGGUGAUGGAGUACGUUCCCGGUGGAGAGAUGUUCUCACACCUCAGACGUACUGGAAGGUUCAGUGAAAACCAUGCAAGAUUUUAUGCAGCUCAGAUAAUACUCACCUUCGAGUACCUUCACUCCCUGGACCUUGUCUACAGAGACCUUAAGCCUGAAAACCUGCUCAUAGAUCAACAUGGGUAUAUCCAGGUCACAGACUUUGGCUUUGCCAAAAGAGUAAAAGGCAGGACCUGGACAUUGUGUGGAACUCCUGAGUACCUGGCUCCAGAGAUCAUCCUCAGCAAGGGCUACAACAAAGCUGUGGACUGGUGGGCACUUGGAGUCCUUAUCUAUGAAAUGGCUGCCGGUUACCCUCCCUUUUUCGCUGAUCAGCCUAUCCAGAUCUACGAAAAGAUUGUGUCUGGAAAGGUACGAUUCCCCUCUCACUUUAGCUCCGACUUGAAGGACCUGCUGAGAAACCUGCUCCAGGUAGACCUGACAAAGAGAUAUGGCAACCUGAAGAAUGGUGUGAAUGACAUAAAAAAUCACAAGUGGUUCUCCACAACAGACUGGAUUGCCAUAUACGAGAGAAAGGUUGAAGCCCCCUUCUUGCCAAAGUGCAGAGGACCAGGCGACACGAGCAACUUUGACGACUAUGAAGAGGAGGACAUCCACGUCUCACAAACAGAAAAGUGUGCAAAAGAGUUUGCUGACUUCUAGUGAGGGGGCAAGAGUCCCAUCAGGGCUCACGUGUUUUAGGAUAUUUGCACUCUCCUGAGGGUUAAGGUGGAACUGAGGCCGUCACGUGUUCAAAACAAAUGCCUCGUUCCUUCAUUCCACACAGCUGAAUGAGAUCCUUCUUGCCAUGAUCCUGCGUGCAUUUAGCACUAACCUAUACACAGGCACAUUAUGCAGACACCCCUCGUGCUGCAACACAAAAAUACUAGACCACGUUCUCAUCUUUGUCAUUUUUCUUCUUUUUUUUUAUGUUUGCCACCUUUGAAAUAGCCCUCUUCCCUCCUUAUUUCAAUUCAAAUAAUUAUUUGAAAAGCAACAUGAAAAUUAAUAUUAUUCCCAUUUUCCAGUGGCACAAAGAGUGAUUGAUUGUAUUAGCUGGUAUUGCACAUAUUGUGAUUUAAGCUUUGGGAAAAUAGAAGGGAUUUUUAUUUUUUUUUUUCCUAAUUUCUACCAUUGAGUUCUGCCAGUUAUGUCGUCUGUUACACGCCUUGGUGUGUUAGUUUUUGCGUUCAGGUUAUUAUGCAUUAAUCAUGAACACUUUAAUCAUUAUUCAUCAUUCUGGUGUCCUUAAGACCUGGAACCGUGUAUUUGUGCAUAUAGAAAUAUACAUAUAUGAGACAUAAGAUUUUCAUACGCUUUGUGUUGUAAAAGCAUGACCAAAAUUCAAACAAAGAAACUGGUGUUUAGUGAAGGAAAAGCGACACUGAUGACUUCUUGAAGUUUUAGCACUCGGUUUUCGGUUCUUGAGGAGAUGGAUCUACAGUGACGAGUGUUAUUAUGAAGCGGUAACCUGUCAGUGCUGUAUUAACUGAUCAAUUGUAGCAUUGUUUUAUCCAUAUCCGGUCAUAGGACAUUUCCUUUUUACCUCAGACUAGGUUUGGUAUUUAAAUGAAUGGAAUGAGAUGAUAUAUAUUUUUCAGGUACAAUUCUGUUUCACAAGAUAAGAAAAACCGAAGUUUGAGUAACGUCACUCCAAACAGCGAGACAUCUGUCUUUGGUACGUCCAAAAAUUUAUGAUUUGCAUCGACAUGCUGAAAGGUCAGUUUGUUAGGUUUUCGUGAGUAGGUUGUUGUGGGUUCAAAGCAGUGUUGGUCACAUGGGCAGAUUUUGUCCAUUUGGGGGGGGGUUGCUUUUUGAUUUUGUUCUGAAAGGCUAGUCGUGCUUCAGCACUUGAAAGACAUUGUGUACCCGCCAUAUUUGUUUUAUUUUACUUUUUACUUUUGCAUGUGUGUUUCGUUUUUACAGCAGCGUCACAACAAGCUAAUAGUUCCCUGAAAGUGUUCCCAUCUUUUUGUUGUCGUUUUUUUUGUUUUGUUACCUCCUAAAUUGUUUCAUAACCUGGAACAUUGAUGCAUUAGAUAGGCAAUUUUUAUCUGAGUGACAUAUUCCUCUGCAUAAUCCCGUGAAAGAAAAAUUUAAUAAUUAACCAUGAAAUGAUAACAGAAAACUGAAACAGCAUAACCUUAAAGUAUUCAUUCAUCUUGGUCACUACUUGGUUCAAACAUAUACUUACCUCAACUAUAGCGUGUAGUCUAUUUGCAUCAUUUUUUAACCAAUUUGUACACUGUGACGGAGCAAUAUUUGCUCGUUCUUCCUCGCAAAAUUGCUCAGGCUGAGUCAGGUCAGUUAGAGAACGUUAACGAACAAAAAUGUUGCGGUCUUGUUAGAGACUUUCAAAGGGAAUAAGGUCGAGAGUCUGACUUUGAAGAACAUUUUUCUUUUUCAUUGUAAGCCACUCCUGUUAAGUUAUUGUCUACCCAUAUUUAAUAAAUUGUUUCUCCCCUCAAGAGAAAUAUAGGUUUAAUGAGGGAUUUUUUUUCUAUGUUGGGGCACCGUUCAUUUCCCAUGAAUUCUGACACAUUGCCUGUCCUUGCUGCUGAAAUGUACUAGUCCCUGCCUCUGUGUAUUUAACAGGUGAUCCUAGAAUCUCUAUGUCAAAGGUACAAUACCUACAAGGCCAAGGUGUCCACUUGUUGAACUUCCAGAUGUCAGAAAAGCCCCUGAUUGCUCCUGCUCCUGUGAUCCUUUGAUUCCCUAGAGGGGGAAGUUUGUCUCUGACGUCCACAGGGAGGUCAGAGUUUGAGGGCAUUUCUGCAGGUCGGACACUCAGGGUCGUGGGGAAAUCAAAGUUUUCACCUCUCGUUCGAUACAAUAAUGCAUUCGUUGACAGUCUUUCAAUUUAACAUCUCUUAAUUCUUCUGAGGUUUUGAUCAUUAUUUGACAUGGUGCUCAAGUGUUUGUAGAUGUGAGAAAAAUGCAAUUUAAUCAAGUUCAACAAUCUUAGACAACCAAAAGUGAAAAAGCUUUGGGGACUGAAUGCUUUUUUUUUUUUUUUAAAGGUACUGAUGUACUGUAUAUGGAUAUUGGUUAUGCCUGAAUUUAAACUUUUCUUUUAUAUAUUGAGCACAUGAUGUGAUAUUUUAUUUAGCCCUAAUUUUAUUUCAAAAGGCACAACUGUUUCUUAUGGAAUUUUUUAUUUAUAUUAGAGAUGUCUAAUAAAGUUACAUUUCAAAUGUUUAAACCUGCAUAAAAGUAGUUCUCAGUAUAUAUAAAGAUACUGUUUUAUUAACGGAAGUGUUAUAAACAGUAAAUAUAUUGGAUUAUUUAUUUGUACAACCUUUAUUUUCGUUUGCCCUCGUUGAAAAUAAAACAUUUAUAGAAAUGAAUCUAUUUACCACAGUCAGUACACAUUGAUGUCUCUCAUGCCUAUUUAAAAUUUUAGCCUUUUAAUCAGUUAAUAACUUUCUUCUUCUUUUUUUAAAUGUUUUAUUUCUUAAAUUCACUUUAUUAAAAGAGAUCCAGUUUAUUAUUAUUUUCCCAGUUUGAAGGGUUGAACAGAAUGUAAUUGCAGAAUCAUCAAUUGGGAAUAACAUUUUUAUUUUUAUUUUUUUGACAAACUUUGAAUACUACACCUGGGAAUUCAGCAUGUUUCAAUCCAAACUGCCUGUGUGUAAAUCUUCCCAGAAAGUGUGUAGGAACUCCACAGCUCUUCUUAUGUGUCAUUUAUCCCUCCCCCAUGUGUGUAAUAAUGUUUGUCAUAUUUGAUGUAAAUGAUGGCACUUCUCCCUGAGCCACCUCACACUCCUGACUGAAGGAAAUCAGUUUAAGUUCUUCGUAGCUAGUCACACAUACCAGUAUGGGAUCAAUAAUCUGAAAUGUGUCUGUAUUUAGUUUGUGGGAUAUUUUGCACAUCAUCUAGAAGGCUGACACAUUUUUUCCCACCCAUAUUUACUUGUGUUUGCAAGGGGAAUAUACUUUGCUGUAGCAGAUUUUAUGUAACAAAGGAAAUGUCACUAUAAUAAAUUCUUUUUUAUUGAAAAGUA